Molecule: messenger RNA, 721 nt
Organism: Pseudovirgaria hyperparasitica
Lineage: Eukaryota; Fungi; Ascomycota; Dothideomycetes; Acrospermales; Acrospermaceae
Exons: 2
Coding region: 164-583 (139 amino acids)
Source: RefSeq, a predicted model, not a curated record
UGACUGCUGGUCUUGGUGGAGUGGCGCAGACAAAAGCCGGUAUAUACCAAGGUAUGAUCGUGUUGACAAGAAUUGUGCUUUACCGCCCAGUCUUGACUCUUCACUGCAUUUAAGAUCCCAUUCAGGGGCACGAGUUAUCUUCGCCUCAUGCUCAUACUCCACCAUGCCUUUCAAACAGUGCUUGAAAUAUCUCUUCACGCACAGUGAGAAGUAUCUGAAUGAUGAGCCACCCCGAUACUCAGCUAUGGAGUACCAGCAGCUUUGCGACGAACAUGAACAUAUGGCUCCUGUGUUACCCCAGCGCUUCAAGACUCCAUCACUCCAUCCUGCCCGCACUCAAUCUCCGGAGCUACCCUUUCGAACUUUGUUGAACGACACAAACCCUGCAGCUCCUACCGCCGUCUCAUCCUGUCCUAUGCCAACACGCGAUACCAAGAUCCAACAUUCUGCAGCUCCCCUCAGUACGGGAGGUUCAACAGCGAGUUGGGACGACUCGGCGACUCUGGCAUUGCAGAAGGAAGCUGAGGUCUUCGAGCCCCCUCACCCCUUGCAGAGUCUCAUGAAGAUAUACCAAAGCCGUUGAGUUGGAAGAAGCUGGCGAGAAAGAGUACAGAUGUCGAGGAUAUAUCUACGAAAGAGGACGACACAUGAUGUGGAUACAAUUCAAUGCCAGUAGAAGCACAUAAUUACAUGGCAACUAUGCGUAGAGUCGACACUUGUG